CAGAAGAAGACGGCUGUGUCUAUCCGGAGUUCCCGACAGAAGUUUAAUGUAUACGAUAAAACAGUUACUGUAUAUAGAUUAACAUCAAAUAGAGCAACGAUUGGCUGAAAUAUUCGACUUUUGGAAAACCCACGAAACGGAAACUGACUUAGAAGCCUUGGAGUGCUAUAUGAAGUGAAGAUUGAGGACGUGAUAGAAGAUGAACCACUGCUAUGCUAAGAUGGCGACGUCCAGUCAAAGAGAAGGCGGAAGAGAAUCAGCGCCACCAACUCCCAUCAAAUCAUCAAUGGAGAAAAAGCCCCAAACUGCAGAUAACGACAUGCAGCAGCUAAUUGGUUGUCAAGAAGAAUGUUCCCCUCAGCUGCAGGGGACGAGCUCCACUUUGAAACAGGGGGAUCCACAGCCCCCCCAUGUUAAAAAGGAAGAGGAGGAACUCUGGACCGCUCAGGAGAGGGAGUAUCUUCCAGGACAGGAGGAGGCUGACCUCACCAAGUUACCACUAACUGCUGUCUCUGUGAAGACUGAAGACCAUGAAGACAAACCACCUGACUCCUCACGUUGGUUGUGUCCUGCAGAUGUCCAGCAGCUGGUUGGUCAUCCAGAAGAAUGUCCCCCAGAGCCACAGGGAUUGAGCUCCACUUUGAAGCAGGCGGACUCACAGUUCUUCCAUGUUAAAAAUGAAGAAGUGGAACUCUGGACCACUCAGGAGGGAGAGUGUCUUGUAGGGCCGGAGGAGGCUGAUCUCACCAAAUUGCCGCUGACUGUUGUUUCCGUGAAAACUGAAAACCAUGAAGACAAACCACAUGAAUCCUCACGUUGGUUGUGUCCUGCAGACGUCCAGCAGGUAAUUGGUUGUCAAGAAGAACGUCCCCCUCACCUGCAGGGGGGGUGUUCCACAUUGAAGAAGGAAGAUGGACAGCCUCCCCAUGUUAAAGAGGAAGAGGGGGAACUUUGGACCACUCAGAAUGCAGCGCGUCUUCUAGGGCCAGAGGAGGCUGAUCUCACCAAGUUGCCACUGACUGUUGUUUCUGUGAAGACUGAAGACCAUGAAGACAAAUCACCCGAGUGCUCACUGCUUCAUCACAGUCCAAGUGAGGAGAACAGAGGGGCGGAGCCUCCAAGCAGCAGCUCACCACAACACAUGACAACAGAAGCUGAUGGAGACCACUGUGGAGGAUCACAAGCAGACAACCUCUUAGCUCCGCUAUCAGAUAGUGAUGACACAACGUCACACUCUCCUGAAGACAGGAACAAUACACAAGAACCUUUGAGCAGCAAUUCAGAUUGUGAAGGUGAUAUGAGGAUUCAAACUGACACCAAACACUCUAAAUGCUCUAAAAAGAAGACACGUAAAAAAAAUUGGACCUGCUCAGUUUGUUCUAAAAGCUUUUCUUGUCGGGGUCAUUUGGCUCGACACAUGGUGACGCACACGGGAGAAAAACCAUUUAAUUGCUCAGUUUGUGCAAAAAGCUUUUCUCUUAAGGGUAGUUUGAAUCGACACAUGCUGAUGCACACAGGAGAAAAAACAAUUUUUUGUUCUGUUUGUGGACAAAGAUUUUUUCAAAAGGUACAGAUGGUAUCACACAUGAGAAAGCACACAGGAGAAAAACCCUUUAGUUGCUCAAUUUGUGCCAAAGGCUUUUCUCUUCAGUGUUAUUUGACUCGACACAUGGUGACUCACACAGGAGAAAAACCCUUUAGUUGUUCAGUUUGUGCCAAAAGCUUUUCCCUUAAGCCUUAUUUGACUCGACACAUGGUGACACACACAGGGGAAAAACCUUUUUGUUGUUCUGUUUGUGGUCAAAGAUUCUCCCUAGAGGAACAAAUGGUAUCACACAAGAGAAAGCAUACAGGAAAAAAAACCUUUAGUUGCUCAAUUUGUGGUAAAAUCUAUUAUAUCAGAAACAGUUUAGCUUAUCACAUGCGGAAACACACAGGAGAAAACCCUUUUGGCUGUUCUGUUUGUGGUCAAAGAUUCAAUCAAAAGUCGUUAAUGGUAUCACACAUGAGAAAGCACACAGGAGAAAAGCCCUUUAGUUGCUCAGUCUGUGGUAAAAACUACUCUUUCAGAAGCAGUUUGUCUCAUCACAUGAGGAAACACACAGAAGAAAAACCUUUUCUCUGUUCUGUUUGUGGUCAAAGAUUCACUCAAAUGUCAUUAAUGGUAUCACACAUGAGAAAGCACACAGGAGAAAAGCCUUUUAGUUGCUCAGUCUGUGGUAAAAACUAUUCUUUCAGAAACAGUUUGACUUAUCACAUGCAGAGACACAAAGAGAAAAAACCCUUCAGUUGCUCAGUUUGUAGUAAAAAAUUCUCUGUAAAGCAAGCACUUAUAUACCACGCUAAAAUUUGUCGAGGGUUGGGAUCAGCCAAAACAUAAUUGGAAGCUAAAAGGUCUUUCUGACAUUUAUUCAUACUCUAGAUAAAUAACACAAUCAGUGUCAAGUAUGUAUUGUUGUCUGAUCAUCCAGUAUGAGUUGUGAGCUGAAAUGUAAUUAAGUGUGUCAAAAUAUAAUGGGCCUGGGUUUUGUGCACAAUAACACAUGACACAAGAAGGGAAACCAUUCUUGAAAACAACGUAAACUGUAUGGACAUGUAAUGAUAAAUAAUGAUGUUAGAAUGAAACAUAUAUCACUUCGUAGAUGAUUGCAAAUGAUUAGAAGGAAUUGUAGGGGUAUUGUAAGCCAAGACAUUAAAGCGCAAAUGCCAGACUAUUAGUUGUUACGAAAGUGCAUGCAAUUAAGUGUAGUACGCAGUGGAGCAGAAACACUGCCAUGUUAGUAAGCAAGCGAGCUGGGCAGGGCUAAGCACACAACGGGGUACAAUGUAUUCGCUUCCUCUGAGUGGAGUGGAUAAUGUGUGUGCACUUUUAUGAACUGAAUCAAUGUUACUUGCUGAAUAGAGUGAAUAUAUAUAUAAAUAGGGUAAUGUUUGCAGCCCGACAUUCCUCAUGAGAACCAUCGGUAAUAAAUGUGUAAGAACACAUUGUACCGCACAAAUAUGACCUACAUGUAGAUGUCAAUAAAAAG
Messenger RNA from Dunckerocampus dactyliophorus (ringed pipefish), 3029 nucleotides. RefSeq names its product oocyte zinc finger protein XlCOF6-like. Gene Ontology annotation, molecular function: RNA polymerase II cis-regulatory region sequence-specific DNA binding; DNA-binding transcription factor activity. The transcript is spliced from 2 exons. The record is from RefSeq and is a predicted model, not a curated record. Lineage: Eukaryota; Metazoa; Chordata; Actinopteri; Syngnathiformes; Syngnathidae. Bases 200 to 2380 code for a protein of 726 amino acids. Gene Ontology annotation, biological process: regulation of transcription by RNA polymerase II.